Molecule: messenger RNA, 1384 nt
Organism: Felis catus (domestic cat)
Lineage: Eukaryota; Metazoa; Chordata; Mammalia; Carnivora; Felidae
Gene: MRPL2
Product: mitochondrial ribosomal protein L2
Exons: 7
Coding region: 145-1347 (400 amino acids)
Biological process (GO): cytoplasmic translation
Cellular component (GO): ribosome
Molecular function (GO): RNA binding; structural constituent of ribosome
Source: RefSeq, a predicted model, not a curated record
AUGCAGGGAAGAAUGGCAGGUCUACAGAGCGGCUGCAGGGUUACGGGGAAACACUGCGCUGGGAGUUGAUCUCCCCCCCUGGGAAAGCGGUCGGAGAAGUGACCCAGCCUGUCGACCUGCCCUGGGGCCCAGGGUGGGGACAGAAUGAGAUGGGCGGGGGCGCGGGGGAGAGGUGCGGGUGGGCGGCAGAGGUCCGCGUCACGAGCGAGGACCCAGGGACCUGAGAAUCCCGAGGUCGACGAGUCCGUCGGUAGAGCAGGGGGCGGGGCAGGCCGUCUGUCUGUCUGUCUGGACGCCGAGGGGCGGGAAGAAUCGCGGGGGGGCGGAGUUUUUCAGUCUGUCUGGACUUGUGUGAGAUCUGCUGGUGGGGGUUGUUCAUCUGUCGUGCAGUGCGGAAAAGAAGUAGCGGGACCUCAACCUUCAGUCCCGGGGGUACCCUCACGGACUCACCCGCCGUCUGUCGGUCUGGCUGCCGCCCUUGCCGGUACUGCCCCUUUAAAUUCAUCAUGGCUGCCGCUCGAGGUGACAAGCAGUACCCUCCUCCAGCUGCCCUCUUCCUCAUUGUUGCUCCUCUGCCGCCCAGUGCUUACAUCUGUGGCCCUUAGUGCCAAUUUUGUGUCCUGGAAGAGUCGUACCAAGUACACCAUCACACCAGUGAAGAUGAGGAAGUCUGGGGGCCGAAACCACACAGGCCGAAUCCAAGUGCAUGGUAUUGGCGGGGGCCACAAGCAACGUUAUCGCAUGAUUGAUUUUCUGCGGUUCCGGCCUGAGCUGGAAGCAAAGCCAGGACCCUUUGAGGAGAAGGUCAUCGUGGUCCGCUAUGAUCCCUGUAGAUCAGCAGACAUAGCUCUGGUUGCUGGGGGCAGCCGGAAACGCUGGAUCAUUGCCACAGAAAACAUGCAGGCUGGAGAUAUAAUCCUGAACUCUGAUCACAUAGGCCGAAUGGCAGUUGCUGCUCGGGAAGGGGAUGCACAUCCUCUUGGGGCCUUGCCUGUGGGGACUCUCGUCAACAACGUGGAGAGUGAGCCAGGCCGGGGGGCCCAGUAUAUCCGAGCUGCAGGGACAUGUGGUGUGCUGCUACGGAAGGUGAAUGGGACGGCCAUCAUCCAGCUGCCUUCCAAGAGACAGAUGCAGGUUCUGGAAACGUGCAUGGCAACAGUAGGCCGGGUAUCCAACGUUGAUCAUAACAAAAGGGUCAUCGGCAAGGCUGGGCGGAACCGCUGGCUAGGCAAGAGGCCUUCCAGCGGGCUAUGGCACCGAAAGGGAGGCUGGGCUGGCCGCAAGAUUCGGCCACUGCCCCCUAUGAAGAGUUACGUGAAGCUGCCCUCGGCUGCUGCCCAAAGCUGAGAUCCCUGGAUUCUAAUAAAAUCACCCCUCAUUUUUA